Molecule: messenger RNA, 1944 nt
Organism: Debaryomyces hansenii CBS767
Lineage: Eukaryota; Fungi; Ascomycota; Pichiomycetes; Serinales; Debaryomycetaceae
Product: protein kinase activating protein
Exons: 1
Coding region: 1-1944 (647 amino acids)
Biological process (GO): DNA replication initiation; mitotic G2 DNA damage checkpoint signaling; mitotic DNA replication checkpoint signaling
Source: RefSeq, a predicted model, not a curated record
AUGUCGAAACCCUUCCAAGGGCUAACGUUCUGCUGUACAGCUAUACCAAUCAAGCUACGAGAGGAUAUCUCUCAGAAGUUAACGGCCCUCGGUGGUAUUCAUUACAGCGAUUUGAUGAGUGAUGUGAAUUAUCUCAUAGUUGGCGAUAGAAAGACUGAAAAGUACAUAUACUGUGUUCAGAAUAGAUUUGAUGUGAAGUUCUUGAAACCGGAUGCAAUAUUGAAAAUAUACGACCACUGGAUCAACGGCGAAGAUACGACACACCUACUCGAUAUUGAAAAUUAUUUAUUACCAAUUUUUGACAAUCUAAGUAUAUGUUUAUCGAGAGUUGAAUCAUUUGAACAUUUAUUAAAGAAAGAAUUUAGACAGGAAUUUUCAGGCAUAGACUUCACGACAGAGCGGAUGAUUCAGUUGAUAUCUGAUAAUGGGGGCAAAGCUACAGAUUCUUUGACAAUGUCAAACUCAUGCAUCAUAACUACCGAGAAAACUGGAAAACGAUAUACUAAAGCAGUAGAAUGGGGAAUCCCAGUGAUUCAUCCCGUCUGGAUAAUAGACUCGGUAUUGAGAUUAGCGGCAUUGCAUUUUCGGGACUAUACGUUAGAUUCAAGGUUGAAUGGAUGUAACGUUUGGGAUGAAUUGUUCAAAUAUAAGACAAAAAAUGACUUAGUUGAUGACAAAAUAGACGAGAAGAGUACUACAGUUGAUACAAGCAAUAAGUCUCUCAAGAAGGACCCAAAAAUAUGGAAUGAAAUCAUGAAUAAGACAAACAAAACGCGUCUGAAGCCAGCAAAAGAUACUACCUGGGAUGAAGUGAUGGAAGAAGAAGAACAUGAGCCGUUGGAUAUUGAAAUAAAUGACUUACCAAAUAAACAUACUGCUACUAAAAAGUCAACUCUUUUCGAGGAUCUUGAUUUUUAUGUGGUGGGGUUUAAUACCCAUGAAACAACAGUAAUGAAUCAAAUUAUCACUUUCCAUAGUGGUACUAUAAACGAAGAUUCAUCAAAUCAGACAAUAACGCAUGUUGUGCUACCAGUGAAGAUUGGAUCGCAAUCGUCAACCUUGUUGAAAAACCUUCCUUUGAAGAGUCGUAUAAAUAAUGGUGAAAUUAAGAUCGUGACCGAAUGGUUCAUAGAGAGAUCAAUUUAUUACAAUACGAUGGUAAUGGACAGAUGGUGUCAGCCAUUGAAAGGUUUAAAACCAUGUACCAAGAAGUUCAAGGUCUGUAUCACUGGAUUCACUGGAAUUGAGUUGCUUCAUUUAGAGAAGUUGAUAAACUUACUAAACUUUGAGUUUUGUCCAUCAUUAACAUCCUCGCGUGAUUUACUAAUAAUUAACAUUAAUCUAUUCAAGUCUACUUUACUAAAGAACUCUCCUAAACUCUACCAAUACAAGGCAAUUGACUUUGUAAAUUGUCCUGUUUACCAAUCAGGUAACUCAUCAGUGUCAUUAAUAUCAUCCAAAAAUAAAAUCAACGCCGCUAAGAACUGGUCAAUUCCUAUUGUAUCUAUAGCUUACAUAUGGGAAAUAUUGGAGAGGUCAACUCCAUCUACUAUACACAAUCUUGUGUUACCGGACAUCUGCGAUCUCCUGUGGUGUCUUUUCGCUCCCAACAACACAGCGAAGCCCAAAACAUUGCUCGAUUACAUCAAGAACUUGAGUAAUGACAGUUUCGAAACUCCUAAGAAGGAUGACAAGGUCAAAUUACCAUCGCCAAGGAAAGGAAAACAAAAGAGAAAAUAUGGACGUUUGGCAGGAAGGGAUUCCCCCGAACCUAUAUCGAAAAAGUUACAGAAAUUAAAUGACAACGAAAAAUCUUCAGAACAGGAGAAUAGCGACAACGAUGUCACCAACAUAGACGAGGACUUGACCCAAGUAGGCUAUCAGGAUACAGAUUCGUUGAAAAAUAAUGAACAGCUCAUUAGAAAAUUGACCGGUCUGAAAUAA